UUACGUACGACUAGGUUAUUGUCUGAUGGCGACACAUAUCCUUUUACAAAAUAAAAAGGGUUUUAUCUCUUCUGAAGUAUGUAAUCACGAAUGUGCCAGGAAAUAACAAGUUGAUUCAAAGAGCCAUAGAAACUUACCUUCCGGUGAUGUAUGAGACGAUACUUGUAUUGACAAUAUUAUGAUUAAACACUCUAUUGCCCCACCCCACGGCCACCACCCAUGUGUAUCGUAACUAAACAAUCCUAAUAUUUCAGCAAACAUUAGAAAAUAUCUUUAUGUUUCAGAUUUCCAAGUUCAUCAAACCAUGAAGUCACUACAGUGUCUUGCAGCCGAAAUAAUUGGUGAAAAUGGUCAUAAUUUUAGCAACAGUUAUCUUGAAGAUAUUCCUAGGCCUGUUUUUGCAGAUUUGCUCUCCUAUCUUAGUCCAGAAACACUGAAUAGAUUAUCUGAAACCAUAUAUAAACAGAAUAUAAACGUUGAAUCUCUAUGGUGCAGACAUUAUGAAGAAAGAUGGCACGUAGUGUGUAUAGAAGGGUACACUAAUGUAAAGUAUGAUGAAUUUCAACACAGAAAUGAAUCUUCUGUCUGUCAAGUUUACCAUCAGAAACAUCUUAAAGAUAUUGUAGAAUGGACAGUUAAUAAAAGUAGCAAAGCAUAUACAUUAGAUCCAUAUGCUGCUUACCGAUGUCCAAGCCAUAUUCUGAAACAUUCCAGAAAUAAGAUGACAUUCUUUGAGAAAAUUGUCAUUAGUGAAUUAGCAAGGAAAAAAGACAACAAAUUAAUUGUGAGACACAUAGAGAGAUUUACAAUUAGGGGAGGCAUGUGUGCUAAUAUAUUAGAAGAAAAAACACUUAUUUAUAUAUUGUUGCAGUAUGUAGUACAUAUUAAGAUAGUGACAAUAACAAAAACUAGUUUAGAUAGUAUAUUAACACUUUUAAGUUUAUUUCUUAAAAAUUCAAAGAUUCAAAGUGUAGCCUUGUGCCAUAUUUUAGUGAAGAAAUCUCAAUCAUUGGAAAAACUUUUAUUACAGUGUGCUGGAAAUUUUCAUAAUUUAAAAUAUUCUGAUUGUGCAACUGACCGUAAUAGUUUGGACCAAAGUUUUCAAAAUCAAAGUGCUUUUGGUGAUGAAAUAGACCUAUUAGACGAGGCCUUGAUGCCAGACAGCAGAUAUAUCGAUUUGCGUCAAAAUCAGACUCAGUUAGACAGUGGAAACAGUGAUAUAUUGAAAGCAGAAGAAGUUGUUGAUUGUGCUGUUUUACCCAAUAGUUUUAUUUUAUAUGAAUUUAACAACAGCGCUUUACUUCAUACAUUGAAGGACACUUUACCAAAAUGGACAAAUUUAAGAAAACUUGCUAUUCAUGGAAUUGCAGAUUUUGAAGUAGAAAGCCAAUUAUUUGAUGUUAUAUUACCAUUAAUUAAUUGGCGACAGUUAACAGAUUUAAGCCUUGAAAUACUUCUACAUAACAGUCUUCAUAUAGCCAGUCUCUUACAUCAGUUAAUAACAACGUAUAGUAACAGUGAUAUAAACAACAGUCUAGGAAUAGAUAAUCAGCCAUUAAAUUCAUUUAAAAUAGGACCUUGUAACCGCAUGUACACACCUGAGAUAUCAAAUUCUAAAAUUGAAAUUGAAAGAUUCCACAGUAUGAAUAUUCCAGAAACUUGCAAUUUCGCCAAAAUAGUCAUGAUACAAACAGGUUUCUUUGAAGCUGUGGGCUUUACACAACUUUUAAAAUUACUGAAAGCUAAUCAUGUUAUGGAAAGCUUAACUCUUCAAGUUUUCGAUGUGGAUUUAUACAAUACAGAGGAAAGAACAGAUAAUAUAAAACUUAUUGAGAUGUUAUCACAGUCUAGUUGCUUGUUACAUACGUUAAAUCUAGAUGGAAAUCAGUUUUAUAAUAUUCCUGUUGAUGUCUGGACUCAUCUUCUCAAACAAAAACAACUGUUAAAAGAACUGUCAUUAUCACAUUGUAAACUAGAUCAAAAUACCGUAAAAGACCAGAAGUUCAUCAGAGAGUUGGUUAAUCAUCCUAAUCUUCAAAUAUUUAAUAUUUCUUAUAAUAAUUUAGGAACUGAAUGUUUAGAUUUAUUGAAGCCUUUAUUAAAUGGUAAUGGCUGCUUAAAGACCUUAGAUUUAAGUUCAAAUCAUCUUAAUUUGGUAAAUAUCUUAGAUGUCAUGAAAAAUCUUGCUCAGGAACCGACAAAACUCAAAUUGAAACAUUUAAUUGUUAAAAAUUGUUGCAGACAUAUUGUCGGAAACCCAAAUAUUAUCCGUGCACAAAUUUUGAAGUAUAGUAAACAUGUUAUUCAAAAUGUUAUUGGUUUAACAGAUUAUGGUCCCAAUUUAAGGGAUGAAAAUCUUGAAUAUGUAGCAAUUAUGUGAUAUAAAGCAAUUUAAACUAAUCUAGUAAGAGUAUAUAUUGUUCUUAAUGAUAUGUCCAUUAUUUGCUGGAGAUGCUGUGGCUCAGUGAGUAUGGUGGUGGCUUGCCAUCCAGGAGAUCCUGGUUUCAUUCCCGGUGUUGGCUGACAAAUUUCUUCAGGACUUUCUGGUAUAGUUUCUCUUUGGCAGUUGUGAAAGUCAGAGGGUGCAGCAAGGAAAAGAGCCAUCCAGAUAUAAUUUUAGUGAGUACAACUGGUUAAUUGUAUUUGAGAGACAUGUAAAGAGUCCAGGUAUAAAUGUCUAUAAUGAUUCUUAUUUAAUUUUUGUUAAGACCAAUCUGGAUUAGGCCUACAAUAAUGUUUAAUCAUCAAAGUCUACUUUCCUCAUCAUCCCUGUCGUCAGUUAACCAGAGAAAGGAAAUGGACACCUCGAGUGAUACUGAAAUUAUCAGACCCGAGGACAUUACAAGUAUCAGAACUGCUGUAGAAGAAUCGUCUACUUCAGAUAGUGAACAGUUGUAUCUAAGUAUUGUAUGGUGUAGUGGAAAGAUUGGACUAGCUUAUUAUGAUGUAGAUACUUUACAAAUAAAUAUCAUGUUAGAUACAGUUGAGAAUGAUGACUUUGCUUUAUUGAAGAGAGCUAUAAAACAGAUUGAACCCACUGCAAUUAUCCUUAGUUCAAAACAAGAUGAUCGACUGGUUAAAUCAUUGAAGCAAACCGUGCAUGAGGUUUACAGCUCUAAAAUAAAGACUGAUGGUUCAGAUCAAACUGAGAUAGCAGAGAUAAUACAAUAUAUGCCAAAUAUUGAUUUUUCACUUGAAAUAUGCAAGAGACGAAUUCUGUCCCUAGAUUUACCUGCUAUUCCAAAACAUUACACUGAUACAGAGAGAGUUUUGUUCAUGUCGUCUUUGAUAUCAUUUGAUAAUAUUGCCAUGGUUAAAGCUAUAGGUGGUGUUAUUAAGUUUUUGGAGAAAAAACGAAUUGGGGUUGAAUUAGAAGAUCACAAUGUUCAAGUACCUGUAUUAGGAUUUAAAGUGUUUUCAUUGAAUGACCAGAUGACUUUAGACGAUAGUGCAUUUAGUGCUUUAUUGAUAUUCCACAAAGAAUCCCACCCAUCUGUUUAUAAAACUGGUACGUCAGACAGUGGCAAGGAAGGACUUAGUUUAUUCGGUAUCUUAAAUAGAUGUAAAUCACAAAUGGGUUCUAGAAUGUUACGGUUUUGGUUUAUGAGACCUUUAAAGAAUCUUCAACUAAUAAAAGAAAGGCAUGAUGCUGUGACUUUCUUUAGUUUGCCUCGGAAUAUAGAGGUCUUAACAACUCUUCAGGAUUGUAUGAAACACAUUAGAAAUAUUCCUAGAAUUUUAUCAAAAAUGGUUCUAGCUCAAGCCAGUAUUACAGAUUGGCAGGUUAUGUAUAAGACUGUAUACCAUGCUAUUUAUAUUGGAGAUAUUUGUCGAGCUCAGGGAUCAUCUAUUGCCAUCUUUCAAAAGGUAGCAAAAAGUUUCUCUGAUGAUUUGCACAGAAUAGCUACAUUGAUCAGUAAAAUAAUUGAUUUUGAUGAAUCUUCCACUCAGAGUAGAUUUGUCGUUCGACCUAAUGUUGAUGCAGAUUUAGACGAAAAAAAGAGAACUUACAAUGGGCUACCAGAUUUUAUGACAAAAGUUGCUAGAGAAGAACUUUGUAAAUUAAACAGUGAUAUAACAGAAUGCAGUGUAAUAUAUUUACCUCAUUUAUGUUACUUGUUAGCCAUACCUAAAUCUGAGAAUAUGGUUACCGAGGAAGAUUAUGAAAUACCAGGACUUGAUUUUAAGUAAGACCGUCUGCAGGGGCAAAGACAACUGCGCUCGUUGUGGUCAUAAUGGCCACGAGAGUGCUGCCUGCCAUGCUGAGUUUUGCUGCGUUAAUUGCAAGGGUUUUACAUGGAGAGUAAAUGAAGAUCUAUCUGGUAGUGACCACUUUCCCAUCUUGAUUGAUAAUAAUGAUUCCUCUCCAGUCAAAAGACCUAAGAGGUGGAAGUUGCAUAAGGCUGAUUGGGCUCUUUUCGAAUCUUUGUGUCUCUCUCUUUAUUUGAUACAAAGGAGUUAGAAGAUGCACAUGAACCCAUGGCCUUAUUCACUUCAAUUCUUCAAGAUGUAGCUAAGCAGGCGAUUCCAAAAACCAUGACUGCACCAAAAU
Molecule: messenger RNA, 4552 nt
Organism: Patella vulgata (common limpet)
Lineage: Eukaryota; Metazoa; Mollusca; Gastropoda; Patellidae
Product: mutS protein homolog 5
Exons: 30
Coding region: 2734-4191 (485 amino acids)
Biological process (GO): mismatch repair; chiasma assembly
Cellular component (GO): nucleus
Molecular function (GO): ATP binding; ATP-dependent DNA damage sensor activity; mismatched DNA binding
Source: RefSeq, a predicted model, not a curated record